Guillardia theta CCMP2712 is the source of this 1011-nucleotide messenger RNA. RefSeq lists its product as hypothetical. Gene Ontology annotation, molecular function: fructose 1,6-bisphosphate 1-phosphatase activity. The record is from RefSeq and is a predicted model, not a curated record. The transcript is spliced from 4 exons. The coding region runs from base 7 to 1011 and encodes 334 amino acids. NCBI's taxonomy places the organism in Eukaryota, Cryptophyceae, Pyrenomonadales, Geminigeraceae. Gene Ontology annotation, cellular component: cytoplasm. Gene Ontology annotation, biological process: fructose 6-phosphate metabolic process; gluconeogenesis; fructose 1,6-bisphosphate metabolic process.
AGGGCCAUGGCGGAGAUCGGACACCAUGCGGAGUUCGGGGCGUCUCACUCCUCCUACUACACCAAAGCAGAGGCAAAGGAGCACUACCCUAGCCUCGACGAAGUGCUCGGGAAGAAGAUCGAGGACGAGGACGUAAGGGAGCUGACCAAGGAGCUGCUGGAGGCUUCCUCGAGAGUAGGAGACGCUCUCCGUGUGAACCUGGCGACUGUCGCUGCAUCGCAGAACUCUGUGUUUGGCGAUGUCCAGCUGGCGCUAGAUGUCAUAGCGGACAACAUUCUGUGGGAGGCAGCCAAGGCAUGCAAGCUGAUCAAGGAGGCGGCGUCUGAGGAGGAGCCGAAGCUCGUGGAGACCAACCCCAACGGCAGGUUCACCGUCUGCUGGGACCCACUCGACGGCUCCUCCAUCGUCGACAAUAACUGGGCGGUAGGGACGAUCAUCGGCGUGUGGGACAAGACGACAGGAAUGCUGGGAGCGACGGGAAGGGAUCAGAUCACGGCGAUGGUGGUCAUGUACGGGCCGCGAACGACGGCUCUGAUAGCGUGCGACGACGGAGUAUACGAGUUUACUUGUAUCACUGAAGAUAGGUGGAUAGCGUCAAAGGAGAAGAUCAGGAUCAACAAGGAGUCCAAGAUCUUUUCACCAGCCAACCUCCGAGCCUGCGCCGAUCUUGAAGGAUAUGAAAAGCUCGUCAGUUACUGGAUGCACAACAGAUACACUCUUAGGUACACUGGUGGACUCGUGCCCGACGUCUACCAGCAGUUCACCAAGGAGAUGGGAAUUUUCACCAACCCGAGCACGCCCAAGUCCCCAGCAAAGCUCCGACUCGCCUUUGAGGUGGCUCCGUACGCCUUCCUUGUGGAGAAGGCGGGAGGUUGCUCCUCCGACGGCGUCACCGGCAACUCCCUGCUGGACUCCAAGAUCGAGGCCGUUGAUCAGAGGACGGCAGCGUGCUUCGGAUCAGAGGUGGAGGUGAAGAGAUUCAACGAGAUGGUAUUGGGCAAGACAAGGUGA